GAAGUGCGAAACGUUAUCCUCUUUCUCCCUUCGUCCAUGGAGACCGCGAGGCCGAUGCUCCGGUCUGCGCUGAAGAUCCCCCCAACUCCCUUAUCUGUCUCCACCAACGGCGGCGGCGGCGGCAGGUCCCUCCGGGUAUUCUCCGUACCCACUCCGAGUCCCACAGCAGCGCUGUCUCUCUUCUCCAAACCUCUAAAACCUUCUCUUCCCCACCCAGUGCGGACCAAGAUCGCCUUUUUAUUCAUCAAGUCGGUUCAUUCAUUUGAAAACCCUCAUUGGCUUUCGAUUAGACGAGGAAAAGGUUAUUCUUUUACUGGUGAAACAGUUUUUUCCCCCACUAAUUUGGGCUGUUCGUUUGGUUCAGUCCACCUCGCAGUUUCUAGUGGUCAGCCAAGCGUGAGUGCCACUUUGGAAACAGUUGAAUGGGCUAUGCAAGAUUUCUAUGCAUUGAGAAAGGAUGUUGAAGUUGCUGCAGUGCGUGUGGAAGACAUAAGGAUGUCAGCUGGUCUGGAACUGUUAGAAGCUGAUCUUGCUUCACUGGAGAAGAAGGCUGCAGAUGAUUCUCUAUGGGAUGAUCGAGCAAAGGCACAGGAAAUACUUCUUUCCUUGACUGAUGUGAAAGAGAAAAUCAAGUUGCUCAAUGAUUUUAAAUCUCAGAUUGAAGAAGCUGAAACAAUAGUGGCGCUGACUGAAGAGUUAGAAACUAUAGAUAGUAGUCUCCUACAAGAGGCUUCUAAGAUAAUUAGAGGGUUAAGUAAGGCUCUAGAUCGGUUUGAGUUGACACAACUUCUUUCUGGGCCUUAUGACAAGGAAGGUGCACUAGUUACUAUAACAGCUGGUGCUGGCGGUACUGAUGCGCAGGAUUGGGCAGAUAUGCUACUUCGCAUGUAUGUGAGGUGGGGAGAGAAGCAAGGAUACAAGACAAAGGUGGUUGAGAAAUCUCCUGGAGAGGAAGCUGGAAUUAAAUCAGCUUCAAUUGAAAUUGAAGGUCGUUAUGCCUACGGGUAUCUGUCAGGAGAGAAAGGAACACACCGUAUUGUUCGCCAAUCACCAUUCAAUGCUAAAGGCCUUCGCCAGACUAGCUUUUCCGGUGUGGAAGUUAUGCCCCUUCUUCCUGAAGAAUCUUUAGAUGUAGAUAUACCCGAAGAAGACCUGGAAAUCAGCUAUUCUAGGGCUGGAGGAAAAGGAGGACAGAACGUGAACAAAGUGGAAACAGCUGUUCGGAUCGUUCACAUUCCCACUGGAGUUGCAGUUCGCUGUACAGAGGAAAGAACUCAAUUGGCUAACAAGAUAAAGGCCCUCGCGCGUUUGAAAGCCAAACUGCUAGUGAUUGCCGAGGAACAGCGGGCUUCUGAAAUCAAACAGAUAAGAGGUGAUGCAGUGAAGGCAGAGUGGGGUCAGCAGAUCCGCAACUACGUCUUCCACCCAUACAAGCUUGUAAAAGAUGUGCGAACUGGGCACGAGACCUCUGAUAUCUCAUCGGUGAUGGAUGGCGAACUCGAACCAUUUAUCAAAGCUUACCUGAAGCACAAAUACACUGCAAAUGUUGCUGAAGCCAGAGCUUGAAGUAGCAGAGCUUUCCAAGUAUUUAUAUAUUGUAGUAUUCUGCAACUACAUUGAUAAAACGGAUGGGAAAAAAGGAGCUACUUUUAUCAAGCGCACAUGAACCUGAUAUUUUAUCAAUUAAUACAAAGGUUUUUACUAA
Molecule: messenger RNA, 1705 nt
Organism: Zingiber officinale
Lineage: Eukaryota; Viridiplantae; Streptophyta; Magnoliopsida; Zingiberales; Zingiberaceae
Product: peptide chain release factor PrfB1, chloroplastic-like
Exons: 7
Coding region: 37-1566 (509 amino acids)
Biological process (GO): translational termination
Cellular component (GO): cytoplasm
Molecular function (GO): translation release factor activity, codon specific
Source: RefSeq, a predicted model, not a curated record